AUGCCACCAUGGAAGAUUCUCAUCAAACGAGACCCGCCAACAGCCCCCCUUGAUGAUUCAGAUCUGAAUCUCGACAUCUCUGGUGUGGUUGGCUUUUUCGGGGGCGAUGUCGCUGUCUCUGCCAUGGCCACCGUCCAUAUCUACGAGGCACGCAAAUACUUGGGCUGGUACAACACCCCCGGCAGCUACGAAGUCGCCAAGCGAUACGGCCAAGUCGCAAAGUCACGCUUCUGGGACGGUCUCUAUCCCGGAAUCAACCAUGACCCUGCAGUCCUCUUCGAGCUCGACGGCUCUGACGGCCCGAGGUACCGCGGCGUUCAAUCGGGCACCGUCAUGCGCAAGACCGGCCAUCUGGGAAACCUCUUCCUUGCUGAAUGCAAGGCUUGCCCCUCCGAAGGGUGGAAGGCACCCCCCGACGCUCGUGUUACCUCCCCCUCGCAUGUCAUCAUCGCGCACUGCCUCCACGCCGUUUCGCAGUCAAAGCGCCCCCGGCUCACCAAGGCGAAGCGCGUCAAGACCUCGCUCUUUGCCCUCAUCCCCAUCCUUUCCUCCAUCGCCACUGCGGGGAUAUGCGCCUGGUUCGAAGACUGGAUCUCCUUCUCGGUGAUUGUCCUCGGCAUGGUCACCAGUGGCAUCUCGUGUUACAUCAUCGGGACGGGGAAGCUGGAUUUCACCCGCCCCGAACCAGGGAAGGGCUCGUCGCCGGCGCACGGUAUCCUCGACGAGCGCGACCACGUCGUCAUCCUCAAGGGGCCGAAGACGGCUAUCAAUACCAUCACUCGUGGCCGAUUCACGCUCGAGUACGAGGGCAGCAAGCGGUUCGCCCGCCUCGGCAUCAGCUCGUCCCUCCUCACGAUUCAGUUCCUCGCCCAGCUCCUCGCGAUCCCACAGGCUACGAAUUUCGGCCAGGUCAUGUUCCUCGCUUCGCUUGGGGUCUCUUGGAUAUACAACUCGUACUUGUCUUCCAUUGACCGCGAGAAGCUCCAGCGCCACAUCCUUAUGAAGAAAGUCCUCCGUCGACCCCUCCUCCGCAAGUACACCUUCGGCACGCGCACCGCGAUGGUCGUCUUCACCCUCCUCGUUCUCGCGCUCGAUCUGUACAACGAAGAACUCCACUCCACCGCCCUGGCAGACUCUGACGCCUUGCGGACGGUGCUUGAUGACCUCCUUCCCAACGACACUCCGGCUUGGCGUUUCUGGAAGACGACCAUCGUGAAUGACAUCCCGACCAUGCUCCGCGGACAAUCAGUCUAUCGGAUACCCGCCUUACACGUUGUACCCCCGAAUCAGAAGAAGCUGUUGGUACAGCUCUACAAGGACGCGGACAUGGCGCUUGCUGCGUUCGAUGUAUACAAACGGUAA
Molecule: messenger RNA, 1362 nt
Organism: Epithele typhae
Lineage: Eukaryota; Fungi; Basidiomycota; Agaricomycetes; Polyporales; Epitheliaceae
Exons: 2
Coding region: 1-1362 (453 amino acids)
Source: RefSeq, a predicted model, not a curated record